Molecule: messenger RNA, 2605 nt
Organism: Malania oleifera
Lineage: Eukaryota; Viridiplantae; Streptophyta; Magnoliopsida; Santalales; Ximeniaceae
Product: MND1-interacting protein 1-like
Exons: 3
Coding region: 187-2328 (713 amino acids)
Source: RefSeq, a predicted model, not a curated record
AUGAACUGCGAAAUAUGGAACCCUGGUUCGUUCUCCCUCCGAAAUCACUCUGCACUCUGAACUUCUGCACGCAAUACUCUCUCUCUCUCUCUCUCACUCGCUCUUCCUCUCCAUUCAAGAUUUGAAGCCCUCUGCAAUUCAGUCCAAGAAUCAAAUGCAAAUCUUCGCCUAAUCUUGGGUUUUAACAUGAGAGAAAAAUACACAAGAACCAACAGAAGACCAAGAUCCAUAAAGAAUGAUCUCGAUCACCCCAAUCUUUGCGACCGAGCUUCAGUCUCUAAGGCCAUACUCGAAUCGGGUCUCAGGUCAUUGCGUUACCAUCUGCAUUCUACAAAUUCCUCGCAAAACCCUAGCCCUAAUCCUACUUUUGGCGAUAGUGGGUGGGGUUACUGUACUGAAGAACAAUUAGAAGAAAUGCUGUUGAAGCACUUAGAGUUUUUAUACAAUGAAGCCAUCUCCAUGCUUGCGGCGAUAGGCUAUGAUGUGGAUGUUGCUCUGAAAGCGAUACUGCGGAAUGGGCAUUGUUAUGGUGGCAUGGAUGUAUUAUCGAACAUAUUGCAUAACACUUUAUUUUAUUUGAAUAGUAGCUGUGGGGAUGGUAAUGUAAACUUGGGAGAAUGCGAGCCUCUGUUCACGGAUUUAAGGCAGUUGCAGGAGUAUUCCCUUGCGAGCAUGGUAUGUUUGUUACAACAGGUUCGUCCGCAUUUGAGUAAAGGUGAUGCCAUGUGGUGUCUUCUUAUGUGUGAUCUUCAUGUGGGUCGGGCUAGUGCUAUGGAAAUUCCGGUUCUGUCUUCACCAGGUAAUGGCUGCAGUCCAGCAACUAGUGAUGUUGAGAAUCUUAGUAGUAGUUCAGUUGGGGUCACCCCUGGUUUAUGUAAGUUUCAUGGUGGUUGGGUUUCUGGAAGUUGUGGUUCUGAAUUUCAGGUGAAUAAUUUCUUUCCGAAUGCAUCGGAUGUGACUUUGCAAAAAGAAAUUGAGUGUCCAAAGAGGUUUAACCUUACACUUUCAAUGAAGUCUUUGUUAAAGAAAAAUGUUGCAAUGUUUGCUGCCGGUUUCCGAGCAAACUCAAAGCAGAUGCAGAUGCAGUCACAGGCUUGCCCCAUCUCUUUUUUGAGUGGGGAUUCCUCACAAGGGGUUAUGCCAGGGGCUGAAUUGCCGAUUGAGCAGGGUGAGGUGUCUGCAAAUGCAAAGAAUCAAGAUGUGGUUAACUCAGUGUUGAGUAAAUUUUGUGAUUUGAAUCUUGAUGAGAAUUUGGAGUUUGUGGCAGAAGAACAGAAAGAUGAGAUGGUUCUAACUUUAUUCCAUCAGAUUAAGGAUCUUGAAAAGCAGGUAAAGGAGCGAAAGGAGUGGGCCCACCAGAAAGCAAUGCAAGCUGCAAGAAAACUUAGUCAUGAUAUGACAGAGCUUAUAAUUUUGAGAAUGGAGAGAGAGGAAACGCAACGACUGAAGAAGGGGAAGCAGGCCCUUGAGGACACCACCAUGAAAAGGCUUUCAGAAAUGGAGAAUGCUCUAAUAAAGGCAAGUGGUCAAGUAGACCGUGCCAAUGCAGCCGUGAGAAAACUGGAGGAUGAGAAUGCAGAAAUUAGAGCAGAGAUGGAGGCUUCCAAGUUGAGUGCGUCUGAGUCAGUUACAGCCUGUUUGCAGGUCACCAAGAGGGAGAAAAAAUGUCUGAAGAAGCUUUUGGCUUGGGAAAAACAGAAAAAUAAGUUGGAGGAAGAGAUUUCAGAGGAAAAAUGGAGGAUUUCUGAGUUGCAAUUGCAAUUGGUCCAGAUUGAGCAGGCUCGGAAAGAAGCUGAGGUAAAGUGGAGGCAGGAGUCAAAGGCUAAAGAGCUAGCCCUAGCACAAGUGCAGGGAGAGCGGCAGUCCAAAGAAGCUGUUGAGGCUAGUAUCAAAAGAACACAUGAAACUGUGCGCCUAAAGAUUGAGAUAGACUUCCAACGCCACAAGGAUGAUCACCAGAGGCUUGAGCAAGAACUUUCACAUCUUAAAGCAUCUGCACAAUCCACUGAGCCCUACAGUCCCCAUUAUUUGUCGAGUACUUUAACCUCAGGGAACUCCAUGGAAGUGAAUCCCCAUGGAGAGACAAUAGCAAGGCUGCUUCAUGAACUGGAUAACCUGGAGGAUUCUUCGGACAAAGAAGUCGUCAAUUGUGAUAGGGUGUGCUUAAUUUGUAUGAAAGAUGAAGUUUCAGUUGUUUUCUUGCCAUGUGCCCAUCAAGUUGUGUGUGCCAAUUGCAGUGAUAAGUAUGGGAAGAAGGGUACAGCUACUUGCCCAUGCUGCCGGGUUCCAAUUGAAGAGAGAAUCCGGGUUUUUGGUGCUAGUUCAUAGAGUUUUUUUGGCUAAGAAAUGCUAUGGUUCCAUAUGAAAACAAAUAUGUUCCUUGCAUUGUCCAUUCAGACCACUUGCCUUCAUAGGUCCUGAUCCUGAGCGUCCGUUUAGUACCCUCACUUAGCUAGUACCUUUAUCUUCAUAGGUCCUUAUCCUCAGCAUCCGUUUAGUACCCCAACUUAAACAAGUACUUUUAUCACCUUUAGUACUAAAAAGUACUUGUAAUACAGAACAUUGUUUAGCUUGUUAUAUAAAUCCCUUACUAUGCUUGGAAGUC